Molecule: messenger RNA, 1698 nt
Organism: Hipposideros armiger (great roundleaf bat)
Lineage: Eukaryota; Metazoa; Chordata; Mammalia; Chiroptera; Hipposideridae
Gene: TSG101
Product: tumor susceptibility 101
Exons: 12
Coding region: 298-1452 (384 amino acids)
Biological process (GO): endosome to lysosome transport; protein modification process; protein transport
Cellular component (GO): ESCRT I complex
Molecular function (GO): ubiquitin binding
Source: RefSeq, a predicted model, not a curated record
UAGAGGCGGGGGGGUGGGGGGCAGGCUGCUCUGUGUGCGAUUGUGUGGGGUGUCCUGGGGCAGCCCCGGAGCGGCUGACCCUCUGCCUUCGGGGACGGGAGCCGCGAGGUGGCCGCCAUGGCGGUGUCGGAGAGCCAGCUCAAGAAAAUGGUGUCCAAGCUCGAUGAGUAACUACUGGUUGAAUUGGCUCGAUUAUAAGUAAAAAAGCCUUGAGAAGCCAAAACAUCAGCACCUCACUACCGCAGUCGACUGCUUCUGUAUAAGAAACACUAAAAGCUGAUUGAAAGCUUUGUGUUCAUGGAUGGAGCUUAUCAGCUGUACAAAUACAGAGACCUAACUGUACGUGAAACUGUCAAUGUCAUUACGUUAUACAAAGAUCUCAAACCUGUAUUGGAUUCAUAUGUUUUUAAUGAUGGUAGUUCCAGGGAACUAAUGAACCUCACUGGAACAGUUCCUGUGCUUUAUAGAGGUAAUACAUAUAAUAUUCCAAUAUGCCUUUGGCUGCUGGACACCUACCCAUAUAAUCCUCCUAUCUGUUUUGUUAAACCUACUAGUUCAAUGACUAUUAAAACAGGAAAGCAUGUUGAUGCAAAUGGGAAGAUAUACCUUCCUUAUCUACAUGAAUGGAAACAUCCACAGUCAGACUUGUUGGGGCUUAUUCAGGUUAUGAUUGUGGUGUUUGGAGAUGAACCGCCAGUCUUCUCUCGUCCUACUGUGUCAGCAUCCUAUCCACCAUACCAGGCAACAGGGCCACCAAAUACUUCCUACAUGCCAGGCAUGCCCAGUGGAAUCUCUCCAUUCCCAUCCGGAUAUCCCCCCAAUCCCAGUGGUUACCCAGGCUGUCCUUACCCACCUGGUGGUCAGUAUCCUACCACAACAAGUUCCCAGUACCCUUCCCAGCCUCCUGUGACCACUGUUGGUCCCAGUAGGGAUGGCACAAUCAGUGAGGACACCAUCCGAGCUUCUCUCAUCUCAGCGGUCAGUGACAAACUAAGAUGGCGGAUGAAGGAGGAAAUGGAUCGCGCCCAGGCAGAGCUCAAUGCCUUGAAACGAACAGAGGAAGACCUGAAAAAAGGUCACCAGAAACUGGAAGAGAUGGUUACCCGUUUAGAUCAAGAAGUAGCUGAAGUUGAUAAAAACAUAGAACUUUUGAGAAAGAAGGAUGAAGAACUCAGUUCUGCUCUGGAGAAAAUGGAAAAUCAGUCUGAAAACAAUGAUAUUGAUGAAGUUAUCAUUCCUACAGCCCCACUAUACAAACAGAUCCUAAAUCUGUACGCAGAGGAAAAUGCUAUCGAAGACACUAUCUUUUACCUGGGAGAAGCCUUGAGGCGGGGAGUAAUAGACCUAGAUGUCUUCCUAAAGCAUGUACGCCUUCUGUCCCGUAAACAGUUCCAGCUGAGGGCACUCAUGCAAAAAGCAAGAAAGACUGCCGGUCUCAGUGACCUCUACUGACUUCUCUGGUACCAGCCGGGGAUCGGACUCUUCCUAAAGCAUCCUUCUCUUCUUUUCUCUGAUCAGUAGGUGCCCAGAAUAAGUUAUUGCAGUUUAUCAUUCAAGUGUAAAAUAUUUUGAAUCAAUAAUAUAUUUUCUGUUUUCUUUUGGUAAAGACUGGCUUUUAUUAAUGCACUUUCUAUCCUCUGUAAACUUUUUUGUGCUGAAUGUUGGGACUGACUAUGCUAAAUAAAAUUUGUUGCAUAA